Cyprinodon tularosa is the source of this 2089-nucleotide messenger RNA. Its product is annotated as adhesion G-protein coupled receptor G2-like. Gene Ontology annotation, biological process: cell surface receptor signaling pathway; adenylate cyclase-activating G protein-coupled receptor signaling pathway. The transcript has 10 exons. Gene Ontology annotation, molecular function: G protein-coupled receptor activity. The record is from RefSeq and is a predicted model, not a curated record. Lineage: Eukaryota; Metazoa; Chordata; Actinopteri; Cyprinodontiformes; Cyprinodontidae. The coding region runs from base 13 to 1500 and encodes 495 amino acids. Gene Ontology annotation, cellular component: membrane.
AACAGUGAACUCAUGUCUGAAAUGGGAAAUUUAAUCUCCAAAAUGAAUGGAACUUCAGCUGAACUGUCAAUAGGGAAAGGGAUUGAGGGAAUCAUAGUGAAACAAACCAAUCCUCAGGAACUGGAUGAAGUUUCCUUUGCUUAUCAGGAUCCAAAUGACAAACUCAAAAUUAUAGAAGACCGUGAGUAUCUUGAAGGAUUUUUGAGGUCUGUCUCCAUUCCCAAGGAGGCUUUUGAAAAGGCUUUCAGUUCAAACAUCACUUUACCCUUUGCAGCUGUUCUCAGGUUUAUGAAUUUGUCUCAGGAUGAAAGUAACAGUAGUGUACUAAAUAAUGAGGUUGUGGCCAUUGAGAUGGGCGCUGAGAUCAAGAAUCUCACUGACACAAUAAGCAUCAACUUUAAUAUUUUGAAUGAAUCAAAAUUUAGAAAUUUAAAGAAAGAGUAUGAACCCAUCUGUCGGUCAUGGAAUGGUGAAGGAAGUAAACCCAACUGGACUGUAGAAGGAUGUACAACCAUCUUAGAUGGUAAUGGUGUUAGAUGCAGGUGUUCACAUCUCACCUUCUUUGCUGUCUUGCUGACUCCCCUUAAUCAAACCAUCUCCAGUCACGACCUUAACAUCCUCACUAUGAUCACGCAGGUUGGGUGCGGCUUUUCCAUUUUCUUCCUGGGCAUAAUCCUCUUCAUGUACUUCCUUAUAAGGAAGACCCAGGCUAGCACUGCCACACAAAUCCUCAUCCACUUGAUCUGUGCCUUGCUCCUGCUGAAUUUAACUUUCCUCGUCAAUCACUUUGUGGCAGACAUGAACAGUGAGGUGGGUUGUGAGGUGAUGGCAGCGGUGAUGCACUACUGUAUGUUGGCCACUUUCAGCUGGUUUGCUGCACAGGGCUUCCACCUCUGUCUGCAGCUGCACAGGGGAGGAAAUAUUACCAUAAGGCGCUACGUACUCAAAGUCUCCGUUUUCACCUGGACUCUGCCUGGUAUUUUGGUGAUUAUUCUGGGCAGCUUGAGAAAAUACGGUAAACAGACCAUCUACACUGACGACCCUGAAAACAACGUGGCAAUGUGCUGGAUAACGGACAAUAACAUCCACUACGUCGUCAACAUUGGCUACUAUUCGCUGGUCUUCCUCUUCACCAUCACCACCGUCAUCAUCAUUCUGUCCUGGCUCUGUUGUCUCAAGAAAACCAAGGCAGCCAGCCCAAAGGAAAACAGAAGUGGCAGCAGGAUAGUGAUCAUCAUGGGUCUUUGUUUCCAGCUCGGGGUCACGUGGGGUUUUGCUUUCUUCGCCUACGGGGACUUUCGGAUGAUAGCCACCUACAUUUUCACAGUCCUCAACUCUUUCCAAGGUUUCUUCCUCUUCAUCUAUUACUAUAAGACGAGCCGAGUUUCACCAAAUGCCACCGAUGAGAAGGGUAAUAGCAGCAGCGUCAGCACCCUGAAGUCCGGACUGGAGAACAUUGUGAACCCCUAUGUGUCUUUUGAGAAAGAGAAAGCGAAGUGAUUUAAAAUGCGGGAAAGAGAUUCCAAAAAAGGUAGUUAUCCAUGUAAAGUACUGUCCUUUAGUGAUAUUUAUCCCCUGAUUUAUAUUAUAAAAACUUUAGUUUAAGAAGUAUUUUGUCUAAAAUAAAAGGCAUGUCAAUCCAUUUUUCUUUUAAGUACAAAGUAAAUAUUCAACCCAACAGCAUGUAAAUAAGUUUCCUUUAAACAGGACAUGAUUUCUAUGCUUUAACGGUAAAAAUGUUACCACUCUUUUUAAAAAUGUUAAGCAGCCUUUUGCAAAAAGUUCUCAUUGAAUUGUUUGCAUGUCGUAUUUCCUCCCACUGUUUGGAUUUUCCUGGAAACCAGCGAAACUUCAGCUCUAUUAAUCAGGGAAGUUAUGUGGAUUUAUCUUUAUUGUACAUUGUAUUUAUCCUAAACAAUACUGCAUAGGUUUUUAUUAUUGAAUAAAUAUUGUAUUAGUGUGAUUCAUGUUUAUACCUUUUAUUGUAAUAGAGUUUGUUAUAAGUUCAACAAGUUUGCUGUUCAGUUUGUGACUAUUUUACUGUUUAUUCUUAAAACUAAGGGGAAAUAAAAAAAUGUAAAAAUCAUAA